UGGAGGGAACCCAACAGCCAGCCAGCCUGUCUUCUUGCAAAAAAUUUUUGGUUUGGCUAGGGAAUGCAAGAAGCCCAGAAUGAGAAGAAACCAGGGGAAGAGGAGGAAUUGGAGGAAUUGGAGGGUGUCAACGAGAAACUAGUUCGGAAACAUCAGCUUCCGUUGUCUGCCCAGUCUGCCUUCAGCCACAUCCCACCCCGGCACAUGGAGCCCCCUGAGCUCAGCUAUUUUCACCAAGAGUGCAAGACAGGAAUUGUUUCCUUAUACGACUGCAUCUUUAAAAGACCCGUCGGCUACGAUGCAAAACUCCAUCGAUGUGACAGAGAGCAUGCAAAAAGCAGAGGACUUCAGAUUAAUGAUGAGGAAAAAGCAAGACCUAUGCCCGUCUUGGCCUCUUCUGAAUAUGGGAGACGCAUCGAUAAGCCUGUGGAAGAGCUGAUCCGAGACCACGUGCGCAUUAACCGCGUGCAAGCGGAGUUCUAUAGGAAAAACGGAAUUGCUUGCCUGGAAGAGAAAUCUAACCAAAGCAUUGAGCCUACCUAAGGAAGCACCCCCCGUCCCUGGGGGGGGGGGGGGUGUCAUCAGAGCGAGAUUCCUUUGGUUUCGGGCUGGUUCCCCCUCCCACGAUUUUAUUCUUUCUAGUCAGUGUGAUUUUGGGUUCGUUCCAAUGUUGUGUGUCAUCUCUAUGAAUUCAUUACAGGGUUUUUAGGUAAAUUAAAUGGGACAUGCUUUAUUAUCAUGUGCUACAGACAAUUAACAACUUAAUUAAUAUGAACAGUGUAACAUCAGGCAACAGUACUCAGGAAAGGCUGCAGUUACUGGCGCCACAAAAAGAGUGUUUUGCCUGGAUUAGGUGCAUCCCACUCCGCUAAGCAGGGAUUUGCUACCUCAUCGGUACCCUCCUCUGUGAUUUCUCAGGACCUACGAAAGAUCCAUAGAUUAUGGGGCCCAUUCAGACAACAAACAUCAGACCCUUGAUCUGAAACCAACAAAGCUGGAGCAGCCACCCAUUACUCCUUGCUUCAUGUGACUCUGGAAACUCCAGCGGUAUCUUACUGCGCUAACAUUGUACCAGUUAUAAAGCAAACAUUCUCCUUGAUGCUUAGCAAAUCUGUGAGGUAUCCGUAUGGUUUUUCUAAACGCGCGUCUUCCUGUGAACAAUUAAAACCCGCCUCAGCUAAGGAACAGACCGAUAUUUAAACGUGACUUGGAGGGAGGCUGGCAUGGUUUGUGGCCCCUUCACUUGAACACCACCCACCCAGCAAGUAUUGGGGUCUGAGACAGCUGCACUCUCUCUGGACAGGGGCUUCUGUUUCAGCAAAGAGCUCACACCCAUUCAGUUAUAAGGUACCCACACAGCUGGCACAUGCUGCCUUUGAACCCCUUGAAACAAGCAAUUGUUCCUAAUCUAUUACUCACAUUAGGUACUUAACCUUGCCAGAUUUUUGGGGCAUUACAAGUCAAUGCUUGAGAGAGAGUCUAAGAAAAGUUUUUGUGGGGGAUUUAGGAGGUCACGCCCUGCUGAAGAGAAGAGGCUAGCCAUCAGGCAACAAGUGAGGGGUGGCGCUGAGCUUUCUUGAAACGCAAAGAAACCUGACCCAUUCCCUACAGCAUAGUUUUGUGAGGUCACAUAAAUAACAUUUGCACCCCAUCUUAAGCAUUUAUUUGCUGCUGCAGGAAAUCUCAAACUAUCGUUAACAAGGAGGCAGAGAGCAGCAUCAUUGCUCACACUGAUAGAAAGUCAAGUAAUGCUACUGGGCCUAUUCUUUUAAUCAUUUGUUUAAAAAACCAUAUUCCUAAGGUCUGCCUCUAUAUGUAAACUGCUACUCUGUUUUCCUUUAGAGCAUUUUUAUUUCAUGGCCUCUGGCCUGCAGCUGUUUUACCACACCAGAAUACGUCCUGCUCUGUAACUAAGAGCAGCACAAAUUCAAAUUCAAGCAUCUGCUCAUGAUCAACAGCCUCAAAACAAAGUCACCAGCUACGCACUUCCAAGGGCAGUCUGUCUGUGCUUCCAGGAAACAUGCAGCCAUUUUCUAACCGUCAUUUGGCACGUGAAGUUGUCCCAUACAAAAUUCAAAUACAUUUUAUCUUUUAUUA
Eublepharis macularius is the source of this 2097-nucleotide messenger RNA. RefSeq names its product cilia and flagella associated protein 90 (gene CFAP90). Bases 64 to 543 code for a protein of 159 amino acids. The record is from RefSeq and is a predicted model, not a curated record. Lineage: Eukaryota; Metazoa; Chordata; Lepidosauria; Squamata; Eublepharidae. The transcript has 3 exons.